CAGCAAACACAUCCUCCUCCAUAAAAACUCUUGAGUCACUUUUUCAAGAAACCGCCGGUCAAGCCUUCAGCUGUUUGCAGUGUCGGCGUGGGAGAAAGAAACCAUGUCUCAGCAGAUGUUAUCCUUGACGGCGGUGUCCAUGUGGCUUUUUGCCGGGUACUUCCUGGCAGAAGCAACAUAUUACAACCACCAUAUGUACAACCGCUACCGUGCGCUCAAUCACCAUGCCAGCAUGGACAAUCAGCUUCCUCCAGAGGUGCCUGUGGUGACGGAAGCAGUGGCCCCUCAUCCAGUCAACUUCAGUCGCACCUUUUAUGGGAUCAUGUUUGAUGCAGGCAGCACCGGCACCCGUAUCCAUAUUUACAAGUUCAUUCAAAAAGACCCAGUUGAGCUUCCAGUGCUUGACAAUGAGAUGUACCAUGCCGUGAAGCCUGGACUGUCAGCGUAUGCGGAUAUUCCCGAAGUGGGUGGAGAAACCAUUAGGCAGCUGUUGAAGGUUGCAAAGAAGAUGAUUCCCAAAGAGCAAUGGAUACAGACACCUGUGGUUCUGAAAGCCACUGCCGGCUUGCGCCUGCUGCCUCAAGAAAAAGCCAAAGCUCUUUUGAAUGAGGUCAAAGAAAUUUUUGACGACUCUCCUUUCUUUGUGCCAAACAACAGUGUCACCAUCAUGAAUGGCACCAAUGAGGGGGUCUUGGCAUGGGUUACAGUAAACUUCCUCACAGGUCACCUGUAUGCUAAAACAAGGAAAACUGUCGGGAUCCUGGAUUUGGGUGGGGGUUCAACUCAGAUUACUUUCCUUCCUCGGUUAAAGAAAACUGUGCUGACUGCUCCUGCAGACUACAUUGCCAAAAUCAACAUGUUCAACAACACUUUUGAGCUGUAUACUCACAGUUAUCUUGGAAAUGGACUAAUUGCUGCACGACUGGCAACUCUUGGCGCUCUUGGUGCUGAUGGUCUUGACUGGAAAGUUUUCAGAAGUUCUUGUUUACCAAAAAAAUUCAGAGAAGACUGGAGCUUUGGUGGACUCACCUACAAAGUCAGUGGAAUCCCAGAUGGUUUUGCAGGGUAUAAGUUGUGCUACCAAGAGGUAAUGCGGGUGGUGAAAGGGAUUGUGCACCAGCCCUUUGAAAUCAAGGGAAGCAGCAUCUUCUAUGCCUUCUCCUAUUACUAUGACAGAGCUGUAGAGUCUGGUCUCAUUGACGAGUCCCGUGGCGGUACUGUGGAAGUCAGGGAUUUUAAAAAGAGAGCCAAAGAAGUGUGCAACAAGAUGACUAAAUAUCGUCCGAUCAGCCCCUUUUUGUGCAUGGACAUGACCUAUAUCACAUGCCUAUUGAAAGAGGGAUUUGGGUUCAAGGACAGCACUGUUCUGCAGCUUACUAAAAAGGUGAAUAAUGUGGAGACAAGCUGGGCACUUGGCGCCACCUUCGAUCAUUUCCACAAGCUCAACAUUCAUUAAAGCCUGCAGUCUUGCAGUGGACACCAGCAUGAGGGGCAGCACAGGGGUCAAGCAGGUGCAAAACUCACCUGCUGAAGCAGCCCCUCUUUGUCCUUCUCCAUAACUCUUUAAUUGAGUUUCAGACCUGCCCUGCACUGCAGCCCUAUAUCACAACGCUCUCCCCUCUCAUCAAUUAAACACUUACAGAACUGUUCACAAAGAAAUCACUAUAUUUUUGUAAAGAUGGCCAGG
Sinocyclocheilus anshuiensis is the source of this 1687-nucleotide messenger RNA. Its product is annotated as ectonucleoside triphosphate diphosphohydrolase 5-like. Bases 104 to 1456 code for a protein of 450 amino acids. NCBI's taxonomy places the organism in Eukaryota, Metazoa, Chordata, Actinopteri, Cypriniformes, Cyprinidae. The transcript has 13 exons. Gene Ontology annotation, molecular function: hydrolase activity. The record is from RefSeq and is a predicted model, not a curated record.